Molecule: messenger RNA, 1744 nt
Organism: Cloeon dipterum
Lineage: Eukaryota; Metazoa; Arthropoda; Insecta; Ephemeroptera; Baetidae
Product: beta-hexosaminidase subunit alpha-like
Exons: 8
Coding region: 1-1611 (536 amino acids)
Biological process (GO): glycosaminoglycan metabolic process; ganglioside catabolic process; carbohydrate metabolic process
Cellular component (GO): lysosome; membrane
Molecular function (GO): beta-N-acetylhexosaminidase activity
Source: RefSeq, a predicted model, not a curated record
AUGAGGUUGUUUUCACUCAAUUCACGGAUUUUAAUUCAAAUUACAAUCACACUUUUAUUAAGUUUUGGACAGUCAAAAAUUUGGCCUAAACCAAAUUUUCAAGUAAGCUACCACAACAAUGGCAUCAUGCUUAUACCAGCUAGUAGCUUCCGUUUCAAAGUGUUGGUGAACACUUGUGACAUUCUAGAAGCUGCUCUGAAAAGGUACCACACAUACCUUUUACUUGAGCGCACGGCAGAUUACUUGGGCCGAUUAGAUUACAAGUCGUCGGACAACUUCCGAGGAAACCUCACGAUAUUGGGCGUUGCUUUGAUGGCACCGUGCGAGGACUCGCCCUAUUUUGGCAUGGAUGAACACUACGAACUGAGAAUUGACAGUGAAGAUGUGCCAGAAGCUGGGAAGUUAGUGGCCAACUCAGUAUGGGGCAUAUUGCGCGGACUGGAGACGUUUGUGCAGCUUGCUGUGCCCUCUGAAGGAGACGAGGCUCAUUUAUUCGUUAGCAGCUGCUUGGUGUCAGACUUCCCUCGGUACUCUCAUCGCGGACUGAUGAUCGACACCUCGCGGCACUUUCUCCCUCUGUUCACCCUGUUCACUCUGAUUGACGGGAUGGAAGCGAGUAAGCUGAACGUUUUGCAUUGGCACAUGACCGAUGACGCCGCUUUUCCCUUCAGAAGUGCUCGCUUCCCUGAGUUCAGUGAAAAGGGGUCCUUCCACCCUUAUACGCACGUUUAUACGCUGAGCGACGUAAUAUCUGUGGUCGAGUACUGCAAGCUGCGCGGGAUCCGCGUAAUUCCUGAGUUUGACACUCCAGGUCAUUGCCGAUCCUGGGGACAAUUAUUCCCGCAUCUUUUGACGAAGUGCUACGAUGAAAACGGGGUGGCAGAUGGCACAUUAGGACCUAUAGACCCCACAAGCCAGUUUUCUUACGACAUUGUUAAAGGCUUGCUUGCCGAGGUUUCGCAGGUGUUCACUGAUAGUCACAUGCAUUUGGGUGGGGAUGACAUACAGCUAGAUUGCUGGGAAAGCAAUCCUGCCAUAAACCAAUAUUUAGAGGAAAAUGGACUAGCUGGUGAUCACAGGAUUUUAGAGGGUGUUUACAUGGACCAAGUGGCAUAUUUCGUGACUGUUUCUCUGGAGCGACAGAUUAUUGUGUGGCAAGACUUGUUCGACAACGGAGCAGCGAGUCUCGACCUGGAAACGGUGGUGCAAGUCACGAAGGCUGAGGGGUUUCAAGAAAAGCUUCAAAAUAUCACAGAAAAAGGUCACCUCGCUCUUCUCUCCGCCUGUUGGCAACUGGACCACCUGGAGUCCAAGUGGGAAGACAUGUAUGAUUGCGAGCCUGGUUAUUUUGUUGGUGAACAACCUGGAAGGGUGAUCGGUGGAGAGGCAACCAUGUGGACGCACUACGUUGACCACACAAAUAUCGUGUCGAGGGUUUUUCCGAGGGUGAGCGCGAUGGCUGAACGACUCUGGAGCACAUCACACUCUCUUGACGCGGUGGAGGCGACCGCGAGAAUGGAUCGAUUUCGUUGUCUAUUACUCAGGAGAGGUGUUGAUGCUGAACCGUCUAUUGGUCCUGGAUUUUGUCUAGGCGAAACUUUCCAUAAUUAAAAAAAAAAAUGUUGUGUGAAGAUAAUACAGUAUUUAUAUUUCAAAUUUGAAAAAAACAUUCGUCUUGAAUUUCAUGGUAUAGAAAUUUAGUCAUGUUUUUAUUGUGAAACCGAAAUAAAUUAUAUUUCAAGCA